This is a messenger RNA of Poeciliopsis prolifica (blackstripe livebearer), 654 nucleotides long. It is a transcript of the gene cd59b, whose product is annotated as CD59 molecule (CD59 blood group). The record is from RefSeq and is a predicted model, not a curated record. The coding region runs from base 129 to 485 and encodes 118 amino acids. The transcript is spliced from 3 exons. Lineage: Eukaryota; Metazoa; Chordata; Actinopteri; Cyprinodontiformes; Poeciliidae.
GGGUUCUGAACACUGCGGGUCUUUGUGGUCCGGUGGACAAAGAGCUGCUGAGACCUCUGCGGGUCACAGCCAAACAGACCGACACCGAGCCGGACUCUCCACAACAACUGCUUCACUUCAGCUGCGACAUGAAGCGCUGCCUCGGGCUGGUUCUGCUGCUCUGGUCCGGGAUGCUGCAUGAGGGUUCUGGGCUUCGCUGCUACAGGUGUGCCGAUUACACGGGCCGCUGCGAGAACGUGCAGGAGUGCACAUUCGAAGACUCGUGCAUCUCUCUGAACGAUCAAGGUGGGAAGACGAUCCGGCAGUGUAUCCGGUACACAGAGUGCGACGUGUCCCGCCUCUCCCAGAUGUUCCCGUCCAUCUCCAGAUUCACGUACAGAUGCUGCAACAGUAACCUGUGUAACUCGGGCUCCACGGCCCCCGCAGCCGGCCCGGUCCUGGUUCUGCUCUGGUCCCUAGUGAGCCUUUGGUGGUUCUGGUUCUGAAUCGCUGCAGCUGUUCUGGAUAUAAAUGUUAGCUUGAACUAAUCUGUGGCUCGCUGGUUGUUUUCAGGCUCCUGCGGCUCCUCAGGUCUCUUCUGUAAAUCUGAUUUUACUCAUUUAAAAUGUGAUUUUCUGUUGGUUUAGCAGGAAAUAAAAUGUUCUGGCUUUUGAA